This is a messenger RNA of Aspergillus mulundensis, 1983 nucleotides long. RefSeq lists its product as uncharacterized. Bases 1 to 1983 code for a protein of 660 amino acids. The record is from RefSeq and is a predicted model, not a curated record. NCBI's taxonomy places the organism in Eukaryota, Fungi, Ascomycota, Eurotiomycetes, Eurotiales, Aspergillaceae. Gene Ontology annotation, cellular component: chromatin. Gene Ontology annotation, molecular function: RNA polymerase II cis-regulatory region sequence-specific DNA binding; zinc ion binding; DNA-binding transcription factor activity, RNA polymerase II-specific. Gene Ontology annotation, biological process: regulation of transcription by RNA polymerase II; DNA-templated transcription. The transcript has 4 exons.
AUGGAGCAGGUGAAGCCAUUUGCGUGCCCGGCCUGUACUGGCCGCUUCACCAGACAGGAGAACCUCAAUAGACACACUGCUUCCGGUAAGACACACAAUUCACUGCUUGCAGAUCCAAGCUCACAGUCGAAGUUCAUCGACGGUCGAACUUACGACCAUUCCCCUGCCCCCAGUGCGAUUGAUCUCCGAAAGCGCCAUGUACGAAAGUAUCACUUGCAGGAGACCGGCUCGCCGACUGCCAAAGCUGCUGAGGGGCCGCAGUAUCUGCCCCCCAAACCCAUGCCAGCAGCGCAACCGGCCACGAACAUCGCCAACAUCUCAUGGCUCUUCCAGCUCCCUCAAUUUAUAGCCGCCUAUUUCGACAAGUUUCAGAUCAUACUUCCGCUAAUCCACCGACCGACAUUCGAUGCGGGCUCGACCAGCGAGCCCCUGCUACAGGCAGUGGCUUGUAUCGGAGCCGUCUACCAUUCUGCAGGCAGCCACCAUGAGGUCAGCCUCGCCCUGAUGCAGUCUGGUCUGCAGGCACUCGACGCAUUUGUAGACCAGCAUCAAUGUGCGGGCUUCCGGCAGAUCUGGGUAAUCCAGGCAUACCUGCUCUUUGAGUACUUUGCUCUGCACAGCUGCGACGACACGUUGUUUGGGACCGCUGUCAAUAUACAUCGCAAGCUGGUGGACGCUGCGAGGCAGUACCAGCUCUUGCAGGAUAAUCUCACCCUCGGUGGACAUGGUCAUCUUCGAUCGGAUUCCGUUGAACGAGACUGGCAGUCGGCUAUACAAAGCGAGGCUCGGAAGCGAGCGAUGUACGCUCUCUACUACCUCGACGCUCAAAUGUCCGUAAUGUGCAACAUCCGCCCGCUCCUGACAGCCCUGGAAGUCAAGUACGAGCUUCCCUGCCGCGACGACCUCUGGUCUGCGCCCAACGCCCAAGCCUGGAGCUCCCUACUCGUUCUAUCCCAGGAUGGCUCCUUCAACAACGAGCACGACGAUGACGAUGCCAAUGUCGACCCUCGUCCUGCACAAGGCGACCUCUACAGCAGCAUCAUGCACCUCAUGGCACCGGGCCCGCCAGGAAAGAGCCUAGGGCUGCUCUGGAACUCUUCCUUCGCGGCACUGAUGCUUGUCAUGCAGAUCCAGAUGAUGGUAAGAGAUCUGGUACUGGGAAGUACGUUCUUGUACCAUAAUAUCCGAGGUGGAGACGGAAACGACGCAGAGAGACACAGGCACACGCUCUCUAUCAUACCCGAGCAUAGCCGUGCACAGGUUAUGCAGGCGCUUGAUUCCUUAGCAGACCUCAUGCCUCCGCGACCGAGUGCCACGGCGGACUGUCCUGUUGACGUUCGUCUGUGGAACCACGUCUGGAUAGCCUGGCAUUAUACUGCUUUGUGCCUAACGCACCAAGACGGGCUGCUAACGAACGGGAUCGUCGAGUACAGUCUCCCCACGGCGAUUUCCACGGCGUGGGAACUAGGCAAGCCGCGCUCGAAACAGCUUCGCGACGUCUACGAAGACCGCGAUGUGAUCCGCGUCGCCGGAUGCCUAGAGAACAUUCUUGCCUUAGUGACGAAGCCUGCACUGGGCGCUUCAAUACGAAGUAGUGGCACAGAAGACCCCUUCACUACAAUGCUGGCCUUUAAAACUGUUUUGAUCGGCUGGCGGGCUGUCCGGCUCAUGGGCCUAGGGCUGCAGGAAGAUAGUAGUAGCAGUCCGUCGGCGUCCAGUAUAUACACUCUCUCGGCGAAGGUUCUGAUGCGGAAGAUCCUCGGUUCUAUGGAGGUAGAUAAUGAGCGGGAAGAGGACCAUCGUCGGGAUAGGCGUGGGAGUGGAGGCAGCCAGCAGAGUAUCUCCAGCUUUACGAUCCUGAAUGACUCGGAGGCGCUGUACCUGGAGCGCGUGGAGGCUGCGCUGGCGAGGAGGGAUGUAUGGCCUGCUGCUGUUUGGAUUGGUGCUGUCUUUACUGAGACCGCGGGUGGGAUGGGCAUCUGA